Messenger RNA from Pseudophryne corroboree (corroboree frog), 9212 nucleotides. RefSeq names its product HECT domain E3 ubiquitin protein ligase 1 (gene HECTD1). The record is from RefSeq and is a predicted model, not a curated record. Gene Ontology annotation, cellular component: nuclear speck. Bases 395 to 8248 code for a protein of 2617 amino acids. The transcript has 44 exons. Gene Ontology annotation, molecular function: protein binding; metal ion binding; ubiquitin protein ligase activity. Lineage: Eukaryota; Metazoa; Chordata; Amphibia; Anura; Myobatrachidae. Gene Ontology annotation, biological process: protein K63-linked ubiquitination; proteasome-mediated ubiquitin-dependent protein catabolic process; anatomical structure development.
AGCUCGGUUUCGUGGUGAGGGCGGGCACUGGAGUUUCUGCCGAUCUAACAUACUGGUAAAACUUGUAUCCACCCCGCAAGUGCAAUGAGUCGGAAGGGGACAGGAAGCAGAGUAUGCGCCGAGCUGUGUGGCCUCUCCGCACCACGUCUGGGGGUUGUGCUGCAUAGCGACCUCUGCUGGCGGCCGGGCAGAGCGGGCGGAGUCUCGGUGUGAGCCCGUGACACGCUCCGUGUGACUCCGGGGAACAGCCGGAGCUGCGAGGCCCAGACCGGAUCCGCACGGACACGGUAAGGGCCCCAGCAGAUACAUCAAGCCUCCUGGGUGAAUAGGAGCAGAACAAUAGACUCUGCCACAGCGGCUGACGUGGAAGCCGCUCUCCAGGCAGAGAGCCAUAAUGGCUGAUGUGGAUCCGGAUACAUUGCUGGAAUGGCUGCAGAUGGGACAGGGGGAUGAGAGAGACAUGCAGCUCAUUGCUUUGGAGCAACUAUGCAUGCUGCUGCUCAUGUCUGAUAAUGUGGACCGCUGCUUUGAAACGUGCCCCCCUCGUACUUUCUUGCCUGCUCUUUGCAAGAUCUUUCUGGAUGAGAGUGCCCCUGACAAUGUGCUUGAGGUUACUGCCCGCGCAAUAACGUAUUACCUGGAUGUGUCGGCUGAAUGUACCAGACGAAUUGUUGGAGUGGAAGGAGCUAUAAAAGCACUUUGCAAUCGGCUUGUGGUGGUAGAACUUAAUAACCGUACCAGUCGGGAUUUGGCUGAGCAAUGUGUGAAGGUGCUGGAGCUGAUAUGCACACGUGAAUCGGGAGCGGUGUUUGAAGCAGGAGGCCUGAAUUGUGUCCUAACUUUUAUUCGGGAUAGCGGGCAUUUAGUUCAUAAGGAUACCCUGCAUUCUGCCAUGGCAGUGGUGUCCCGACUGUGUGGGAAAAUGGAGCCACAAGAUACCUCUUUAGAAACCUGUGUAGAGUCUCUCUCCAGCCUUCUGAAACAUGAGGACCAUCAGGUGUCCGAUGGUGCCCUGCGCUGUUUUGCUUCUCUAGCAGAUCGGUUUACACGCCGAGGUGUGGAUCCAGCACCACUAGCACAGCAUGGAUUGACUGAAGAACUGCUGUCUCGUAUGGCUGCAGCAGGGGGUACCGUGUCAGGUCCUUCUUCAGCUUGCAAGACAGGACGUGGCACUAGUGGGGGCCCUUCAACUACAGGAGACUCCAAAAUCAGCAACCAGGUGUCCACAAUAGUCAGCCUCCUGUCCACGCUGUGCCGGGGAUCACCUGUUGUUACACACGAUCUGCUUCGUGCAGAAUUAUUGGACUCCAUGGAGAGUGCUUUACAGGGGGAUGAACGUUGCGUGCUAGACACCAUGCGUCUUGUAGACUUGCUGCUGGUGCUCCUGUUUGAAGGUCGCAAGGCUUUGCCUAAGUCUAGUGCUGGGUCCACUGGCCGCAUCCCAGGGCUGAGGAGACUAGACAGCUCAGGAGAACGUUCCCAUCGUCAGCUGAUAGACUGCAUCCGUAGCAAAGACACAGAUGCACUGAUAGAUGCCAUUGACACAGGAGCAUUUGAAGUGAAUUUUAUGGAUGAUGUUGGCCAGACUCUUCUGAAUUGGGCCUCUGCUUUUGGUACUCAGGAAAUGGUGGAGUUCCUGUGUGAGCGAGGUGCUGAUGUCAACCGGGGUCAACGGUCAUCUUCUCUACAUUAUGCUGCUUGCUUUGGACGACCUCAGGUGGCAAAGACCCUUCUGCGCCAUGGAGCCAACCCAGAUCUACGUGAUGAAGAUGGAAAAACUCCACUGGACAAGGCAAGGGAACGUGGUCACAGUGAGGUGGUCGCCAUCUUACAGUCCCCAGGUGACUGGAUGUGCCCAGUGAAUAAGGGAGACGAAAAGAAGAAAAAAGACUCGAAUCGGGAGGAAGAAGACUGCAAUGAGCCAAAGGGGGACCCAGAAAUGGCUCCCAUUUACUUGAAGAGGCUGCUACCUGUGUUUGCCCAGACUUUUCAGCAGACCAUGCUCCCGUCUAUCAGGAAAGCCAGCCUUGCUCUUAUCCGAAAGAUGAUACAUUUCUGCUCUGAAGCUCUGCUUAAGGAGGUGUGUGACUCGGAUGCUGGGCACAAUCUACCCACAGUCCUUGUGGAGAUAACUGCUACUGUUCUGGACCAGGAGGAUGAUGAUGAUGGUCACCUUCUAGCGUUACAAAUCAUUCGGGACCUUGUAGAUAAAGGGGAUGACCUCUUUCUGGACCAGUUAGCAAGACUUGGUGUUAUAAGUAAAGUGUCAACUCUAGCUGGACCUACCUCUGAUGAUGAGAAUGAGGAAGAGCCGAAACCGGAAAAGGAGGAUGAGCCACAAGAAGAUGCCAAAGAACUGCAGCAGGGCAGACCAUAUCACUGGAGGGACUGGUCUGUUAUCAGAGGACGGGAUUGUUUGUAUAUAUGGAGUGAUGCUGCAGCACUAGAGCUAUCAAAUGGCAGCAAUGGCUGGUUCCGCUUUAUCUUAGAUGGCAAACUAGCAACCAUGUACUCAAGUGGGAGCCCAGAAGGAGGCUCUGACAGCUCAGAAAGCAGAAGUGAGUUUCUGGAGAAGCUGCAGAGAGCUCGCAGCCAGGUCAAACCAUCCACUUCCAGCCAGCCUAUUUUGUCCACUCCUGGGCCAGGUAAGCUGACAGUGGGCAACUGGUCCCUUACUUGCUUGAAAGAAGGAGAAAUUGCCAUCCACAACUCUGAUGGACAGCAGGCAACCAUACUAAAAGAGGAUCUUCCAGGCUUUGUGUUUGAGUCAAACCGGGGGACCAAGCAUUCUUUCACUGCAGAGACUUCACUGGGUUCAGAGUUUGUUACUGGCUGGACAGGGAAGAGAGGUAGAAAGCUCAAGUCCAAAUUGGAGAAAACUAAACAGAAGGUGCGGACUAUGGCAAGGGACUUGUAUGAUGAUCAUUUUAAGGCUGUGGAGAGCAUGCCACGUGGUGUAGUUGUUACACUGAGAAAUAUUGCUACACAGCUGGAGUCUUCAUGGGAGCUUCACACAAAUAGACAGUGUAUUGAAGGAGAGAAUACAUGGAGAGAUCUAAUGAAAACUGCCCUGGAAAACUUGAUUGUGUUGCUGAAGGAUGAAAAUACUAUCUCUCCUUAUGAAAUGUGCAGCAGUGGUCUGGUUCAGGCUCUGCUCACUGUGCUGAACAAUCAUACCUUUGCAAGCAGUCUGGCUGACAAGUGGAGAAGGAGCAGAAGCACGGCACUGUCAGGGCAUAGUGAAGACUUUGAUCUGAAGCAGGACUGUGGGCAACUUGUGGAGCGAUUGAAUGUCUUUAAAACUGCAUUCAGUGAGAAUGAAGAUGAAGAGAGUCGCCCUGCCAUUGCAUUGGUGCGAAAACUGAUUGCAGUGCUUGAGUCUAUAGAACGGCUACCGCUUCACCUGUAUGAUACACCAGGAUCCAAUUACAAUCUGCAGAUUUUGACUCGAAGGCUUCGGUUCAGACUGGAGCGUGCACCUGGGGAGACUUCUCUAAUUGACCGUACCGGUCGAAUGUUAAAGAUGGAACCACUGGCAACUGUGGAGUCUCUAGAGCAGUACUUGCUGAAGAUGGUGGCUAAACAGUGGUACGACUUUGACCGCUCAUGCUUUGUGUUUGUGCGCAAGCUACGUGAAGGGCAGAGUUGUGUGUUCCGGCACCAGCAUGACUUUGAUGACAAUGGAAUCAUGUACUGGAUCGGGACCAAUGCUAAAACGGCUUACGAGUGGGUGAACCCAGCUGCUUAUGGCUUGGUGGUAGUCACAUCAUCAGAAGGCCGCAACCUGCCAUAUGGCCGGCUUGAAGAUAUCUUGAGCCGCGACAGCUCUGCCCUUAACUGCCACACCAAUGAUGAUAAGAGUGCUUGGUUUGCUGUUGACCUUGGUCUCUGGAUUGUCCCGUCAGCCUACACACUGCGCCAUGCCCGUGGCUAUGGCCGCUCUGCACUUCGGAACUGGGUCUUUCAGGUCUCCAAGGAUGGCCAGAACUGGACUACGUUAUAUACCCAUGUAGAUGACUGCAGUCUGAAUGAGCCUGGCUCUACUGCUACAUGGCCGCUGGAUACAGCAAGAGAUGAAAAGCAGGGUUGGCGGCAUGUCAGAAUCAAGCAAACGGGAAAGAACGCCAGUGGGCAGACCCAUUACCUCUCAUUGUCUGGCUUUGAGUUGUAUGGUUCUGUGACUGGAGUAUGUGAAGACCAGCUAGAAACGCCGGCACAGGCAGACUGGAGGAGUCUUGGAGGUUACAAGGCACAGGCAGGCCCGUCAACACCUCCCACAUCCUUUGGACGCCACUCAAAAGGCUGGCCUAUCCUGGCAGGUAAAGCGGCCAAAGAAGCUGAAGCUAAUCUGAGGCGACAGAGGCGUCUGGUGCGUUCCCAAGUCCUGAAAUAUAUGGUGCCUGGGGCUCGAGUCAUCCGGGGCAUUGAUUGGAAAUGGCGAGACCAAGAUGGCAGCUCCCAGGGGGAAGGCACAGUCACAGGAGAGCUGCACAAUGGCUGGAUUGAUGUCAUUUGGGAUGCCGGUGGCUCUAAUUCUUACCGCAUGGGCGCGGAAGGAAAAUUUGACUUGAAGCUGGCCCCAGGUUAUGACCCAGAUUCUGCCGCGUCAUCCAAACCUGUUUCAUCCACUGUUGCAGGCACACCACCUUCUUGGAGCAGUCUCGUGAAAAACAACUGUCCUGACAAAGCUCCUCCCCAUUCCUCCUCCACCUGCACCGUUGCUGGGGGUGUGACCGGCUCCUGUAGUCGCAAGGGGAGUAGUAGCUCCGUCUGCAGUGUGGCAAGUAGCAGUGAUGCGAGUCUGACCUGUGCCAAGACAGAGAGGAGGGCAGAGGAAUCAGGUUCUGACCUACACAAUGAUCCCAUCCUUGUGCUGUCUUCUAAUCCAAUAGCCCCUGGAUCUUCCACAUGCCCCCUAGGGGGAGAAGUGGUGAUUGAAGGAGGAGAGCGAAAGGCGGGGGAUGCCCCAGCCAUCUCAAUGGGUAUGGUGAGCAUCAGCUCACCUGAUGUCAGUUCCGUCUCAGAGCUCAGCAACAAGGAGGCUGCUGUUCCCCGACCACUGGGAUCGUCCGCCAGCAACAGGCUUUCAGUCAGUUCGCUCCUGGCUGCAGGGGCUCCAAUGAGUUCCAGCGCUAGUGUUCCCAACUUGUCAUCUCGUGAGACCUCCAGCUUGGAAUCCUUUGUCAGGAGAGUUGCGAACAUUGCCAGGACGAAUGCAACAAACAACAUGAACCUUAGUCGAAGCAGCAGUGAUAACAACACCAAUACUCUGGGAAGAAAUGCCGUCAGCUCUGCCACCUCUCCACUUAUGGGAGCACAGAGUUUUCCUAAUUUGACCACAACAGGAACUACAUCCACUGUUACCAUGUCCACUUCUAGCGUCACCAGCAGCAAUGUGGCAACGGCUACUACAGGACUUUCAGUUGGUCAGUCUCUUAGCAAUACCUUAACCACCAGCCUAACUUCCACCUCCAGCGAGAGCGAUACUGGCCAGGAGGCAGAGUAUUCCCUAUAUGAUUUCCUGGACAGCUGUCGGGCAAGCACUCUCCUUGCUGAGCUCGAUGAUGAUGAAGAUCUUCCAGAGCCAGAUGAAGAAGAUGAUGAAAAUGAGGAUGACAACCAAGAGGAACAGGAGUAUGAGGAAGUGAUGGAGGAAGAGGAGUACGAGACAAAAGGCGGUAGACGCAGGACUUGGGAUGAUGAUUAUGUAUUGAAAAGACAGUUCUCUGCUCUUGUCCCAGCCUUUGAUCCUCGUCCUGGGAGAACCAAUGUCCAGCAGACCACAGAUUUGGAUAUACCAGCUCCAGGUACCCCUCACUCAGAGCUGCUGGAAGAAGUUGAAUGUGCACCUGCUCCUAGGCUCUCUCUUACUUUGAAAGUAACCGGUCUGGGAAAUGGGCGUGAAGUCGAGCUUCCACUAAGUAACUUCCGCUCCACCAUCUUCUACUAUGUUCAGAAGCUGCUGCAGACUUCCUGCAAUGGAUCCGUCAAAUCGGACAAAUUACGGAGGAUAUGGGAACCCACAUACACAAUUAUGUACAGGGAGAUGAAGGACUCUGAUAAACAGAAGGAGUCGGGCAGAUUGGGCUGCUGGUCCGUGGAACAUGUGGAGCAGUCACUGGGUACAGAUGCUUUGCCAAAGAAUGAUCUGAUCACGUAUCUGCAGAGGAACGCAGAUCCUAGCUUCUUGCGGCGCUGGAAACUGACUGGAACUAACAAGAGCAUCCGAAAGAACCGCAACUGCUCCCAGCUUAUCGCCGCUUACAAAGACUUCUGUGAGAAUGGCUGCAAAUCUGGGGUGUUGCCAGCAGCUAUCGUCACGCUACAGAGUGCAGAUAUUUUAAGUCAUGCUCGGGAGCAGGCACAAGCUAAGGCAGGCAGCGGUCAGAAUUCGUGUGGGGUGGAGGAUGUUCUGCAGCUGCUUCGCAUUCUUUAUAUUGUCGCCAGCGAUCCAUACUCUGCUAGGACGCCACAGGAAGAAGACGAGGAGAUGCUCCUGUUCACUGUUUCUCCAGAGGAGUUUACCAGCAAGAAAAUCACAACCAAAAUACUGCAGCAAAUUGAGGAGCCAUUGGCUCUGGCCAGUGGAGCUUUGCCAGAUUGGUGUGAACAGCUAACAAGCAAGUGUCCCUUCCUAAUUCCCUUUGAGACGAGGCAGCUUUAUUUUACGUGUACAGCAUUUGGAGCAUCCAGAGCUAUUGUGUGGCUACAGAACAGACGGGAGGCCACUGUAGAGCGGAGUAGGACUGCCAGUGCAGUUCGCAGGGAUGACCCUGGGGAAUUCAGAGUGGGGCGUUUAAAACAUGAGCGAGUGAAGGUCCCGCGAGGAGAGUCGCUGAUGGAGUGGGCAGAGAACGUCAUGCAAAUCCAUGCAGACCGCAAGUCUGUUCUAGAGGUGGAAUUUCUUGGAGAGGAAGGGACUGGGCUGGGCCCCACCCUUGAAUUUUAUGCCCUGGUGGCAGCAGAAUUUCAGAAGACGGACUUGGGAAUCUGGCUGUGUGAUGAUGACUUCCCAGAUGAUGAGUCUCGACAGGUUGACUUGGGAGGUGGCCUAAAGCCUCCUGGGUAUUACGUGCAGCGGUCAUGUGGAUUGUUCAUAGCUCCCUACCCCCAGGACAGUGAGGAGCUGGACAGAGUGACCAGGUUGUGCCAUUUUCUGGGUGUAUUCUUGGCAAAAUGCAUACAGGACAAUCGCCUAGUAGACUUGCCCAUUUCUAAACCCUUCUUCAGGCUCAUGUGUAUGGGAGAUAUUAAAAGUAACAUGAGUAAACUGUUGUAUGCCUCUCCUGGAGAAGAAAGUGAGCACUGUACUGAGAGCCAAUCAGAAGCCUCCACCGAGGAUGGACAUGAUGCCCUCUCUGUGGGUAGUUUUGAAGAAGAUUCCAAAUCAGAGUUUAUCUUGGACCCACCAAAGCCAAAGCCACCAGCCUGGUUCCAGGGUAUCUUAACGUGGGAGGACUUUGAACUUGUAAACCCACACCGUGCUCGGUUUCUCAGAGAUAUCCGGGAGCUUGCACUGAAAAGGAGACACAUCCUGGGCAAUCGCAGCUUGUCUGAGGAUGAGAAAAACACGCAACUCCAAGACCUGAUGUUAAAGAAUCCUUCGGGGUCAGGUCCUUCUGUCAGCAUUGAGGAUUUAGGGCUCAAUUUCCAGUUCUGUCCUUCUUCUCGUGUUUACGGCUUCAGUGCAAUAGACCUAAAACCUAAUGGUGAGGAUGAGAUGGUGACUAUAGACAACGCCGAGGAGUAUGUAGAUCUGAUGUUUGAUUUUUGCAUGCAGACCGGUGUGCAAAAACAAAUGGAAGCAUUUAGAAGUGGCUUCAAUAAAGUAUUCCCUAUGGAGAAACUGGGUUCAUUUAGCCCUGAGGAGGUCCAGAUGAUAUUGUGCGGAAAUCAGUCUCCUUCGUGGUCUGCUGAAGACAUUCUCAAUUAUACUGAGCCCAAGCUGGGGUACACACGAGAGAGUCCUGGCUUCCUUCGCUUUGUGAGGGUCCUCUGUGGCAUGUCAUCAGACGAGAGGAAGGCAUUUCUGCAAUUUACAACGGGGUGCUCUACAUUGCCCCCUGGAGGUCUAGCCAAUCUCCAUCCACGCCUCACAGUUGUGAGAAAGGUUGAUGCUACGGAUGCUAGCUAUCCCUCUGUAAAUACUUGUGUGCAUUAUCUUAAAUUACCGGAAUACUCUUCGGAGGAGAUCAUGAGAGACCGAUUGCUCGCUGCUACCAUGGAGAAGGGAUUCCAUCUGAACUGAGUGCCAACCUUGGCUGGCAGGACACAGCAUCAUGUUACUAGCAGCACUCCCCCUUUCUCUCUCGUGUUCGUGUGCUGAGAAAAGACAUGGCCUUUCUUCCUCUCGCUGUGUGUUCCUUACACCCCUCUGCGAGGCUUUAGAGGAAAGAGUGGGUGUAACGCCUUUUUUUCAUUUUGUUUUACUGUUCGCUGCUAAUGAUAAAAUGGUCUCUGGCAUGAAUGACUGAAGACACAAAGAACACUUAAUCUGCCAUUUUCAUUCUGGCAGCAAAUGAGUUAGAGGGCAGAGAGACACCUCUAAUGAAUGCCUCUCAAGGUCACCGCUUAUCAGACAUUUGUAGAAGUGUAGCGUCUGUUGUAUGAACAUAAUACACUACAUCAGCAUUCCCCAGUCUCCGGUGUUCUGCAUCCAACUCUAAUUUUGCUAGCUUUAAUCUAACCCAUCAGAAAGCUGCUUACAUCAAACGUAGAACGUUCAUGGAAACCUGAAGCUUUUUUUUUUUUUCUCCCCCAUUACCUUUGAUUUUUAAUGGUGCCUGCACUAUUUAAAAGCCCUUAGUGUUUACUUUGUAUUUUCUUUCUCCCUAUUUUAUAAUCCAUGCACCUUCGUAAUUAUAUUGUCAUCCUUAAUCUGGAAGGAUAACUUUUUUUUUUUUUUUUUUCCCCCUUUUAAAUGCCCCUGCUAUGCAGUUCGAACUUAAGUGUUUGUGCAACAUGCAAUUAAUGCUAUUAUGAAUGCAAUCCAUACAAAAAUUUAGACUGGCACAAGGCCAUGUACCCCUUCACUGUUCAGGGUAAUGUACAACUCCUGUGUAGGAGGCUGUUCCUCGCACUUAAGGGGUUUAAAAAACAAAACAAAUGUUUUGCUCUCGUAUUUUCUUUGUAUAUUAUAAACAUUUAUUUAACUUGUUGCAGUUUGAAGAAAAAAAUAAAAAAGUUAAUAAAGACAUUAAAACAGAAAAACA